GUCUCUCCCAGCUUAUUGAGCUUAACAAAAUAAUUCACUUGAGGCGAUGAUCUUGGGAGAAAAAUACGUCGUGCGCAGUCUUUUGUGCUGCGCGAUCGUGAACGGACAUAGAGCAAAAAACGUACAAGAGGACGGUUUUAAAGAGGAUAAAGUGCAAUGAGGAUUGACCUGAAGGUCCUACUGAUGACGAGUGUCUUGCUGGCGGCACUUCAGGGUGCCACAGCUAAGCGCUCCAGCAUUGGUAGGCGGACAAAAUCAUCGUCAAGUGGGCGAUCCCAUUCGGGGAGGAAUAGCCAGCAGCAGCAGCAUCAUCACGUCGCCCCUGCACCGGCACCAAAGCCAGCAGCAGCACCACCUAAGCCCAUUGAAGCACCGAAAAAGGCAACAAAUGUCGCAGCAGCAGCACCAGCAGCCACAAAUCAACAGCCCAUUGGAUGGAAUGUGGGACGACAGAAUCCGAGUGCCCCAGUGGGACCACCUCCACCCUAUCCAGGAGCCGGGAGCAGUGGAGGUCACUACUAUCCAGGAAUGGGAGCAGCACCACCUGCUUAUUCCCCAAAGAAUGCCCAUCCACCACCCUAUUCAUCCCUAAAUCAUGGCCAGGGGCACUAUUCUCAGAGCUACUCUCCGUAUCAGCAGCAUGCUGCACCACAGAUGAAUCAUGCUGCAGAUUCGUCCAAAUUCUACGGACUUGGCCCAACGAACUUUGGUGGGCAGACGCAUGGGUACAAUCCACACAUGUCGUCCGGGUAUGGAGGCUAUGCUGGUCAUGGUGGGUAUGCUGGGCAUGGGGGAUCGCCCUAUGCAAUGGGGGGUCCUGCCUACUAUCCAGGAGCAGGAAUGGGAGGAUUUGGGGGAAUGGCAGCAGCUCCAAUGAUGGGUGGUGGUGGACUAUAUGGUGGCUACCAGAAGCCCAAAUCAUCCCUCUUCAGUCUCUCAAACAUUCUAACCGGUGUUGCGCUGUACGGCACCGUAAGGAGCCUCAGUGGGGGUGGCUGGGGAGGGGGUGGAUACGGCAGUGGCUAUGGCUAUGGGGGUCCACGUGAAGUUCACAUCUACGACCAUCGAGAUCGCGGGAAAGACGAUGAUAAGGCUGAAUCAACGGCCAUUCAACAAGCUAUUGGGGUACCAGUUGCAAAUGUCUCGUAUGUGGCCCCGACUGUUCCUGUUACACCCACUCCCUUGGCUCCCUAUCCCGCAACAGGAUCACCUGAUGCUGCAUCACCUAACGCGGGAACACCUGAUGCAGGACAAGCAGCCACUGCAGAGAUUCCUCAAGAGAAUUUCGAAGACUACCCUCCACAACCUAAAAUCUACUUUGGCUACGGAUUUGCCUACGGCUAUGGGGAAUAUGGAGUGAAUGAUGACUCCUCCUCAUCAAGUUCUUCAUCAUCGACGAGUUCAUCAGAAGAGGAAGUGACAAAAGAGCAGAUUAAGGAACAAACAACAACCGAGAAGCUCUCAACGGGAACAUCAGAAGAAAAUAAACCAGAAAAUUCAACUGAACCAUCAGCUGACCUCCUGACCACCUCCCAGGAAUUAGGGGAAGAAUCAUGAGGAGGGGAUGAUUUAUAAAAUUUUUUGUACCUCUGACAAAUUUUCAUGUAUUUUCUACAUUUUAUGACUUGUAAAACACCUGAAUUGUAAAUUAAAUUGAAAUAAAAUUUUAAUAGAAAUUUA
Lutzomyia longipalpis is the source of this 1680-nucleotide messenger RNA. Its product is annotated as shematrin-like protein 1. Lineage: Eukaryota; Metazoa; Arthropoda; Insecta; Diptera; Psychodidae. The record is from RefSeq and is a predicted model, not a curated record. The transcript has 2 exons. Bases 157 to 1557 code for a protein of 466 amino acids.